AUGGCAAAACAAUCUUUCGUCUACCUCCACCUAAGGAGCGCUACCUUCGGCCUUGCUGCCACCACUACUAAUGACAUCGUGGCCUUUGAUGUGGACGAUUAUGAAGACAUGGGCUCCCGUAGUAGAUUCGGAUCCAUACCCCUCCUCGUCGAAAAGGCACGCAACGCACAACACACAACAAAGUACAAACCAACCACCAAGGCAGGCAGCAAGCAGACAGAGGGACAGGCAGGAGGGCAACCGAGAGCGGAGGAAGGGAGAGCGAUCAGCGAUGGGCUCCUUCUUCUCGACCUUACUGACGCCCCCUCCGGCCGCCGACGACCCGAACUGCGCCGUGGUGGCCGCCCACCCAAGGCCACCUACGACGAGCAGUGGGCGGCCCACAAGAGCAGCGGCAAGCUGAUGGUGAUCGACUUCUCGGCGUCCUGGUGCGGGCCCUGCCGCUUCAUCGAGCCGGCCUUCAAGGAACUGGCGUCCCGCUUCACCGACGCCAUCUUCGUCAAGAUCGACGUCGACGAGCUCGCGGAGGUCGCAAGGACAUGGAAGGUAGAGGCGAUGCCAACGUUCGUACUAGUCAAGGAUGGGAAGGAGCGGCGGCCUCCCCCGCCCCCGCUGACGUCACAGAGAUGGGCCCCUCUUGUCCCGUCACAUCCACGGGCGAGUCCGCCUCCCGCCCUGCGCCUGCGGGCGCCCGCUUCUCCUCUCCGGGCCUCCGUUCCCCGCGAUUCUUGUGCCGGAGCCACCGUACCGAGGGCGCCGUGUGCGGCGGCGGCAUUAGGUGGUGGUGUGAAGGCGGAGGCCACGGAGCGGAAGGCGCCCGAUUGGGAUGUUCUGAAGCGGGUGGCGCUGCUCGCGCUUGGCUGCUGCGCUGCAGCCGCCGCGCUCGGCUGCGGCGCGGCGCGGGCGGCGGCGGAGGACUCGAUCAAGGCGUCAGGAUUCGGGCUGCGUGUGGCGGAGUCUCUGCGGAGGCUCGGAUGGCCCGAGGAUGCCGUCGUGUUCGCACUCGCGACGCUGCCGGUGAUCGAGCUGCGGGGGGCGAUCCCCGUUGGGUACUGGUUGCGGCUCCAUCCAGUCCGCCUCACCAUCCUAUCCGUUCUUGGUGUUUUAACAGAAAAGGAACAUGGUGCCUGUACCAUUUAUCAUCCUCUACCUGAAAAAACUUGCGAAAUUUCUGUCUCGGAAAAGCGCGUCUGCAACCCGAAUUAUGGACCUCCUCUUUGA
Molecule: messenger RNA, 1221 nt
Organism: Miscanthus lutarioriparius
Lineage: Eukaryota; Viridiplantae; Streptophyta; Magnoliopsida; Poales; Poaceae
Source: the annotation of a GenBank genome assembly